Molecule: messenger RNA, 899 nt
Organism: Zingiber officinale
Lineage: Eukaryota; Viridiplantae; Streptophyta; Magnoliopsida; Zingiberales; Zingiberaceae
Product: F-box protein At1g61340-like
Exons: 4
Coding region: 163-630 (155 amino acids)
Molecular function (GO): protein binding
Source: RefSeq, a predicted model, not a curated record
UAUUUUCGUAAAUUCUAAAAUUUUUCCUUCUUUAUCUGCAUAUAAAUACAUGAGAGGAGGGUUUACUCAGGGCUACUGAAGUUGAACAGCUGAUGAGCAAAAGGUUGAGUUCCGAAAGGGUUCUUUCUAUUGAAUAGUUCAGAGUGGGCACUGCAGCAAAAGAUGGCACUAGGAAAUGUUCAUCACCAAGAAUCAGUUUCGACUAUCUUGAAAUUUGUCCAUAGCAACAACACAUUGAGGAGAAAAAGAGUUGCAUUAUCCAACUCUGUGAACUUGCUCAAUUUUGCAUCUCCCGUGAAGCUCUGUGGAAGAUCAAGAUUAGGGAAAACAAAUCGAUUGGAGAACUUGCCCCAAGAUGUUUUGGUAACAAUAUUAUGCAAGGUCGAGCACAGAGACUUGAAGCGACUACUCUUGGUAUCCAAGACAGUGAAUGCAGCUACAUCAGUGGCCAAAGAGUUACAUUUUGCUUUUGCCACUCCAAUCUCAAAUCCUGUCUUUCGGGAUGAGACCGACGAUCGCCAAGAGACUCCGAAUGCGCCUAAGCAACAAAGGAUUGCGAAAUCAAGGCUUGAUGGCUCAAAGCUUUCAAGUAUUGCCACAGCUCUUUUCACUUCAUCAGAGGAUGAAUAGUGUUUUUGUCGGUGUACAGUUCGUAGUUCUAGUAUACACAGGGAUUGUUUUCCUAGUUUAGAUUCUACAUUGAUACUUGUUAGUUCAUCCUGUGUUUUGUGAAGACAUGUAGUUAUUUAUAUUCGCAAGCCAUCUUCAACUCUUUCAUUGAAGAGGAUUGGCUCUCUGUAACUUAUGUUAAUAUUAGUAAUGUAUGUAGAAGAAUCAUCUCAUGUGAUGUAAUGUACUCAAAAGAUUAUAAUAAAGUAUAAUUCUUGAAGAUGUCCCUU